This is a messenger RNA of Schistocerca cancellata (South American locust), 504 nucleotides long. Its product is annotated as trypsin delta-like. Gene Ontology annotation, molecular function: serine-type endopeptidase activity. Gene Ontology annotation, biological process: proteolysis. The record is from RefSeq and is a predicted model, not a curated record. The transcript is spliced from 2 exons. Bases 1 to 504 code for a protein of 167 amino acids. NCBI's taxonomy places the organism in Eukaryota, Metazoa, Arthropoda, Insecta, Orthoptera, Acrididae.
AUGCAGACAGCCGUCGUCCUGUGCCUGCUGGUGGCGUUCUGCAGCGCUGCGCCCUCCACGAGAUCCCACUUGCCCAGACCGCGCCUCGAUGGCCGCAUCGUGGGCGGCGAGGCCGUAGACAUCUCGCAGUACCCCUGGCAGCUGUCGCUGCAGUGGCUGGGCUCGCACUUGUGCGGCUCCUCCAUCAUCAGCUCCACGUGGGUGCUGACGGCGGCGCACUGCCUUGAAGACAGCACACUCUACGUCCUGUCCAUCAGGGCCGGAACAUCCACUCAAGUAUGUGGCGGAGCUGUGUACGAUAUUGCUGAAGCAUAUUACCACAGAUCUUUCGACACCGACACCAUGGACUACGACAUCGGUGUCAUCCUGAUUGACGGAUCCUUCUCCUUCGACAGCAACGUUCAGGACCCGCAGCAGCUGCUGUCCGCAUCUCCCGUCUUCGACAGAGAACCCAUCCCCAAACCCAGACAAACGAUCUUUCUCAUCUCUACAGGAACUUCUUAA